GCACUACCCCACCUCCCCGGGUCGCCAAAUAGCCCACCCCCGCCCCCGGUAUCUCCCCUACCCUACCCCGCCUUCCCAUCUCCGGGUCCUCCGGCCGCCGCCGCCGCCGCCGCCCGAGAGGUAAUCCCGACCCUACCCACCGCCAUGUGGCGCCGACUCCAAACCCUAGCCCCCGCACUGCGGCGUGCCGCCGCUGCCGCCCCCGCGGCCCCGGCUUCCUCUGCUGCCCGAGCCGCUCCGCUCUCCUCGGCCACGGCCGCCUUCCGCCGCACCAGCCCGCUCCUCUCAGGGGACAAGCCGGCGACGGUGGAGGACGUCAUGCCCAUCGCCACGGGGCUCGAGCGUGAGGAGCUCGAGGCCGAGCUCCAGGGAAAGAAGCGGUUCGACAUGGAUCCUCCCGUUGGCCCCUUCGGUACCAAGGAGGAACCAGCUGUCAUCGAAUCCUACUAUAACAAGAGGAUAGUUGGUUGCCCUGGUGGUGAAGGAGAGGAUGAACAUGAUGUUGUAUGGUUCUGGUUGAAAAAAGAUGAGCCACAUGAGUGUCCAGUUUGCUCACAAUACUUUGUGCUUAAGGUCAUUGGCGACGGUGGAGAUCCAGAUGGACAUGAUGACGAUGAUGACGCGCAUCAUUAAGGAUGCCUCGUGGUUCUGAAAAUAAGAAUUUGAUGAGGCAGAUGAUUUCAUUUACACUUUUUUUAGCACCACAGUACCAAACUGCUCUACCGUGUCCUUGUUUAUGAAUAUACGUUUGGCCAUCAAGCAGGUGGUAGUUUUCGCCUAGGGAUUUUGUUCAAACAUAAACUUUUCCAGACUUGACCCAUGCAUUUCUUUCAGAGUAUCAUUGAAUAAAAGAUGACUGCAUCGGAUUGUUUUCUUUUGUUA
Messenger RNA from Phragmites australis (common reed), 882 nucleotides. RefSeq names its product putative cytochrome c oxidase subunit 5b-like. Bases 145 to 633 code for a protein of 162 amino acids. Gene Ontology annotation, cellular component: mitochondrial envelope. NCBI's taxonomy places the organism in Eukaryota, Viridiplantae, Streptophyta, Magnoliopsida, Poales, Poaceae. Gene Ontology annotation, biological process: mitochondrial electron transport, cytochrome c to oxygen. The transcript has 6 exons. The record is from RefSeq and is a predicted model, not a curated record.